Molecule: messenger RNA, 1890 nt
Organism: Miscanthus lutarioriparius
Lineage: Eukaryota; Viridiplantae; Streptophyta; Magnoliopsida; Poales; Poaceae
Source: the annotation of a GenBank genome assembly
AUGGGAGAGGCCGUCACCGCCGCGGAGCUGCUACACAGCAUGCCGUUGAUCCGGUCGGUGACGGGGGACGGCAGCGGCGGCGGCGUCGAGACUGGCGGCUGCGGCGCGCUGCUCGUGGAGCUCAAGCAACUGUGGGGGGAGAUUGGGAAGAGCCGGGAGGAGCGGGAGCGGAUGGUGCGGGAGCUGGAGGCCGAGUGCAUGCGCGUGUACCGCCGCAAGGUCGACGAGGCCACCGGCGAGCGGGCCAUGCUGCACCAGUCGCUCGCCGCGGGGGAGGCCGAGAUCGCCGCGCUCACCGCCGCGCUGGGAUCCGACAACAGCCCUCAGCUCAAGGUAAACAAAUGGACCAUGUCGUUGACCAAGCGGGUGUCGUCAGCAACGACCCUGCUGGAAGAACUGAGGGCGGUGAAAGCAGAGCGGAGCCGGCAGUUCGCUGACAUCCGGUCAGAAAUCGAAAAGAUCACCGCUGAGAUCGCCGGGAGGAGCUACGGUGGCUACGAGGGCUCCCCCAGGGCCAAAGAGGUGGUGGAAGAGCACGACCUGACGAUCAGGAGGCUGAACGAGUACAAGGCGCGCCUCACGAGUCUCCAGAAAGAGAAGUCCAACCGGCUGCACAGGGUCCUGGAGCACGUGACCGAGGUGCACUCGCUGUGCGACGUGCUGGGCGAGGACUUCGUCGCCAUCGUGAACGAGGUCCACCCGGGGCUGCACCUGCACGAGACGUCCGACCCCGGCAAGCCCACCAGCAUCAGCGACAGCACGCUCAGCAGCCUCGCCCAGGUCGUCGCGAUGCUCGCCUCCGAGAAGGCCAAGCGAGCAGCCAUGCUGCGAGAGGCAGUGGUGCCUCUGGUGGAGCUGUGGGAGCUGAUGGACUCGUCGGAGGAGGGGCGGCGGGGUUUCAGGAAGGUCACGGCCGUUCUGAAUCCCGACAAAGUUGAUGCUCUGUCCUCCGGCGUCUUGUCAGUGGCGACCAUAAAGAAGACGGAGGAGGAGGUGGAGAGGCUGACGAGGCUCAAGGCCGGCCGGAUGAAGGAGCUCGUGCUCAAGAGGCGGCUGGAGCUGGAGAACAUCUGCCGCAGCAUGCAUGUGGAGCCUGAUGCGAGCACCGUUCCGGAGAAAUCCAUUGCGCUGAUCGACUCUGGCCUCGUGAAUCCUUCUGAGCUCAUGGCCAGCAUCGACGAACAGAUAGCGAAAGCUAGGGAAGAGCUCCAGUCCAGGAGAGAAAUCAUGGAGAAGAUAAACAAGUGGCUGCUGGCGUGCGAGGAAGAGAAAUGGCUAGAGGAGUACAAUAUGGAUGAGAACAGAUUCAGUACCGGCAGAAUUGCACGCCUCAACUUGAAACGCGCCGAGAAAGCAAGGCUCAUCAUCUCCAAGAUUCCAGCCGUUGUUGACAACCUGAUCAGUCGAACACUCGCAUGGGAGAGCGAAAGAAAGAAGCCGUUCCUGUACGACGGGGCAGGCUUGGUUGCCGUCUUGGAGGAGCACAAGCAAGCCAGGAUCAGGCAGGAAGAGGAGAGGAGGCGACUCAGGGAGCAGAAGAAGCUGCGCACCCUGCUGAGCGAGAAGGAGGCGAUGCCGCACCUGAAGCGGCCCGGCAGCAGCUUCGGCAGGGCGGCCGAGCCCUGCAACGUGAACCGGAAACGGGUCGACGCAGGCAGGUUCGCGUCCUCCGCGCCGUCCGUGCGCAGCGGCGCGUCCUCCAGUGGAACCACCAGCAGCAGCAGCAGUGGUGCGAGUGCAACGGAGUUCAUCAGGCCACGCUCGUCGGCGGCGGGCGCGGGACAGUGUGGCGAGUUCUUCAAGGGCGCGAGGCGGCUCUCGGCGCCGUCGUUUAACUACGUCGCCGUGUCCAAGGGCGGCAGCAUGUCCUCGUCGCUGGCUCUAUCCUAA